ACAAGUUGUAUGUAGAAUUCAUCAGACAAUCCUAUUUGAGAUUGUACAUGAGAUCUGACAGCUUGUUCCCUUGUGUGAAGUAAUCCUUUGAAUUUAAAAUGGCAGGUGUUAACAAAUGUAUAAAAUACUCCAUGUUUGCCUUCAACUUUAUAUUCUGGAUCUGUGGCUGUAUCAUCCUUGGAGUUUCAAUAUGGAUCCGAGUGGGUAGUGAUCCGACAGCGGACAUUGAAUCAUUCCAGUCUGCUGCGAAUCUAUUGAUUGCAAUAGGUUGUAUUAUAAUGGUGCUGGGAUUCCUCGGCUGUUGUGGUGCAGUACGGGAAAGUAGGUGCAUGCUUCUAAUGUUUUUCAUUGGAAUUUUCCUGAUACUAGCCCUUCAGAUUACAGCAGGUGUUUUAGCAGUUGUGUAUAAAUCCAAGAUUGAAGAGACUCUAGAAAAGUCUAUAGCAGAACACAUUCCAUUCAUUAAUCAAACAAAAGAAUUUAAAGACAAUCUGGAUAAUUUUCAAAAAGAGAAUAAGUGCUGUGGUCUUAUUAAUGGCACUAAUGACUGGGGUUUCAAAAAUGAUGUUCCAGAAUCUUGCAAAUGCACUACCACAAAUACCCCUGGCUGUACGGCAGAUGGAUAUUAUGAACAGAAAUGUUUAUCAAAGGUUUCUGAAGUACUGAAGGACAACAUUUCCAUUAUUGCUGGAGUAGCAUUUGGACUUGCACUCAUUCAGCUGAUUGGUUUAGGAUUCUCCAUGACCAUGUACUGCCAGCUCAAGAAUAAGUAAAGCCUUGCAGAUGAGAAAGAGGCCUGAUUUGGAGAUGAGAGCUUGUGCUUUAUAACACUUUGUACAGCAAUCUUUAGAAAAAAAAUACAAAUGAUGUCUCAAGUAUAUAACAGUCUGUCACUCAGUCGUAUAUUCUGUUCUGUUAUUCAAGAACUGUAUAUUGUAAUUUGUGAAAAAUGAAAGAUGAAUUGCUUAAAUAACAACCACUUUCUCACACUAGCUGUCAAUCUCUGUAAAACAACAUAACAGUGUAAAUAUAACUAUGCAGUUCUGAUAAAAAAUAAAAAUAAUCACGUUUC
Molecule: messenger RNA, 1072 nt
Organism: Protopterus annectens (West African lungfish)
Lineage: Eukaryota; Metazoa; Chordata; Ceratodontiformes; Protopteridae
Gene: TSPAN8
Product: tetraspanin 8
Exons: 8
Coding region: 99-773 (224 amino acids)
Cellular component (GO): membrane
Source: RefSeq, a predicted model, not a curated record